Messenger RNA from Closterium sp. Yama58-4, 7038 nucleotides. NCBI's taxonomy places the organism in Eukaryota, Viridiplantae, Streptophyta, Zygnematophyceae, Desmidiales, Closteriaceae. The record is from the annotation of a GenBank genome assembly.
AUGCGAAGCACUCACGUCGUUUCAUCUCUGCUGUGCCCGGUCGUCUUUCUCUCCCUCCAACCCCGCGUCUUCCCCUCUCCUCUCCCUCCACCUCUCGUCGUCCCCUUUCGUCUCCCUCUACCCCCCAGCGGCACCAAUCGCCACCACAAGCGCGCAGCAGCAUAUCUAGUCAAGGCCGUGUCACGCCACGCUGGCGCUGAGCUGGCAGAGGCGGGCGUGCUGCCACUGCUGACGGAGUCCCUUCUGGAUGCCAUGCUGGCAGUGCGGGAGACUGCUGCAUGCGCAUUGGGCCACGUGGCGAAGCACAGCGGUGACAUGGCGAUGAGAGUGGUUGGGACGGGUGCAGUGCGGUUGCUGGUGACAUGCCUCCAGGACGAGGCUGUAGCGCGGAUAGCCCUCUCAGUGUUGAGUGACGUGGCACGCCACUCGCUGCUGCAUGCUACAGCCGUGGCCGGUGCGGGCGGCAUCUCUGCCGCCGUCUCUCUGUUGGGAUCACCUGACGUCAAGACAAGGCGCCAGGUCUGUGUCUGCCUCUCUACCAUCGCCAGGCACUCUGAAACCCUCGCGCUGCAAGUGUUGGACCAACCAGGAGCGUCUCGUUUGCUGCUCUGCCUGCACGACUCGUCGCCCUCCUUACGGGCAUCAGCAGCAGCGGUGGUGAGGGAGGUGGCGAGGCAGGGACCGGCAGCAGCAGGCAGGCUGGUGGGCAUGGGGGGCAUUGGGCCGCUGCUGGAUGCCGUGGGCACGUGGAGGGACGAGAGCGAGGGAGAGGGCAUGACAAAAGGCUCCGCCAAGGUCUCAGUGGUGGUGGCCCUCGGCUUCCUGGCAGCUUCCUCACCGGAUGCAGCGCUGGCAGUGGUGGCAUCGGACGGCAUAUCCCCGCUGCAGGAUCUGAUAGUGGAGGGCCAUGCUGAUGUCACUCUUAAAGGGGCGUGUGCAUGGGCGCUCUCCCAGAUGGCCUCUCACGGUCCCAGCCAUGCCAAGGCAGUAGCAGACAGUGGGGUGUUGAUCGACAUGGUCACAGCAGCCACCGUCCACCUCCCUGCUCCCGAUCCUGCUGCCGAGCCUGGCGCUGCUGCUACGGCAGAUGGUGCGGCUGUUGCAUCCGCUGCUUCUGAAGGAAGAGGCUCGGCAGCGGAGGCUCGGGAGCGCUUGGUGCAGGCAGUGAAGGAUGUGGUGGUUCGGGUGAAUGACAUCGAAGCCCUCGAUGCGCUGCUGCAGUGGACGAAGCUACCGGACUGCAUACUGGAGUCUGUCCUGCAUCGCAUGUCUGUAGUGCUCGCUAAACACAACGCCUGCCGCCCGGCCUUCCUCGCGUCGAACGGCUUCACUCGUCUGCAGCGCCUGCUACAGCUGGCAGAGGCAAAGCGAGCCGCCGCUGCCGCCGCCGCCGCAAACGCUGCCGCCGCUGCCGCCGCCGCUGAGGGCGCUAAUGCCGAGAGCCCAGGAGACCGGGUGGCGAAAGUGACCCGAUUUGAUCCUGCCUCCGUGCGUUGCAUAGAGGGGGGCGUGGAUUGGGAUUUAGUGGAGGACCACGUGUCCUCUAUCAACUCGCUCUUCCCGUUCGAAGUUUCCCGAUUCUACUCAGCAGAUUACCAGCAGCACCUCCUGCAGAAGCUCUCAGACAGUGUCAAGCCGGAAUGGGCUGCGAUAGCUACGGCCGCUGCUAGCCCCCGAGCCAUGUCGAUCAAGGCUCGGGAGGGCAGGUUCGUGCGGGGUGGAAGGAGACCGGUUGAUGUGGAGGAGGUGGGGCGGGGAGGGUGGGAGGCUCCGGAUUUGGGGCCACUGGUGGAGGAGGAGGUGGACAUUAUAUCGGCGAUUGAGUUCGAUCGUACCGGCGAGCACCUGGCGACGGGCGACAGAGGCGGGCGAGUCGUGCUGUUUGAUCGCAUUGACCUGCGCGAUGCGCGGGGUCGGCGGGAGAUGGAAGCGAGCGACUACCCCCCCGCCGCGCACCAGCAGAUCGACUACCGCUACUCGACCGAGUUCCAGAGCCACGAGCCCGAGUUCGACUAUCUCAAGUCGUUGGAGAUAGAGGAGAAAAUCAACAAGAUCCGGUGGGUCAACUCCUCCCAGGGCGCGCUCUACGUGCUCUCCACCAACGACAAGACCAUCAAGCUCUGGCGCGUCACGGAGCGCCGCGUCAAGGCCGUCUCGCAGUUCAACUGCCCGCCCCGCACAGCUGCAGACUACCUCGCUGCGGCCAACCCCCCAGCCGACCCCGCAGCAGCAGCGGAUGCGGUCCCAGCGCCCCCGGUUUCAGUGCCUGGGGGGCCGCAGAUCAAUCCCCGGUACCUCCCGCGCCCCGGGUCGCUGUCUGCUGCGUCGGCUACGGCCAGAGCGGUGGCUGCGGGCGCUGGAGCGGUGCUGAACGGUGUGGGCGAGUGCAUGGAGCUGGACUUUCCUCCUGGAGGGUUUCCUCAACUGCGCCUCCCUGCUGUGGUGUCAACCAACGAGACCACGCUGGUGGCGCGGUGCCGCCGUGUCUUCUCCAACGCGCACGCCUACCACAUAAACUCCAUCUCCUGCAACAGCGAUCGUGAGACGUUCAUAUCAGCGGACGACCUGAGGGUGAACCUGUGGAACCUCGAGAACAACUCGCAGAGCUUCAACGUGGUGGAUAUCAAACCCGCUAACAUGGAGGACCUCACAGAGGUGAUAACAUGCGCGGAGUUCCACCCAUCGCACUGCCACUCGCUCGCCUACUCCACCUCCAAGGGCACCAUCCGCCUCAUCGACAUGCGCCAGUCCGCCCUCUGCGACCAACACUCCAAGCUCUUUGAGGAGCAGGAGCCUCCCGGCAACCGCUCUUUCUUUUCGGAGAUCAUUGCAUCCAUCAGCGAUGUCAAGUUCUCGCAUGAUGGCCGCUACAUCUUCAGCCGCGAUUACAUGACCGUCAAGCUGUGGGAUAUUCACAUGGAAGCGCAACCAUUGGGAACAUUCAAAGUGCAUGAGUUCCUGCGACCCAAGCUGUGCGACCUGUACGAGAACGACUGCAUAUUUGACAAGUUUGAGUGCACGCCCAGUGGGGAUGGGCUGCGAUGCGCCUCCGGCUCCUACAGCAAUCUGUUCCGGGUGUUUGGAGUGGUGCCGGGGAGUGAGGAGGCCUCGCUUCUGGAGUCCUCCAAAACACCAAACAGCCAAUCGGCGCUCUUGCUGGCGAUGCUGUUGCUGUCCUUUGCCGCGCUCUCCGCCGGAUUCACUGAUUUUGUUCGCCGACCCGGCCCCGCCCCGCCCCCCUUUUCCCCUCCCCCUCGUCCCCCUUCUCCUCCUCCCCGGCCCCCUCCCCCUCCCAGUCCUCCCCCGCCUCCUCCGCGCCCUCCGCCUUCUCCGCCUCCUUCUCCGCCCCCGAAUCCUCCCCCUCCGUCUCCCCCUCCCAGACCUCCCCCCAGCCCUCCGCCCAAACCACCGCCUCCUCCGCCAUCUCCCCCUCGGCCCCCGCCACCCCCGCGCCCUCCACCACAACCUCCGCCUUCUCCCCCUCCUUCCCCACCCCCGAAACCUCCCCCUUCCCCUCCUCCGUCUCCCAAACCCCCUUCUCAGUCCCCCAGAUCCCCCCCUCCGCGCCUCCCAGAGUUUCCGCCGCCCUCUCUUCCCCCGUCUGAUGGUCCCCCGACGCCCACGUUGAAGCCGGAGGGGGAGAUUUACCGCGUGUGUGCCGUUGCAGGACCAGCAGUUGUAACGGUCUCAAGCACGCCUCUCGGGCAAACCUGGCGAGGCUGGGGCACGUCGCUAGGCUGGUUCGCGAACUACAUAGGCCGGUUACCCGCCGCCGAUCUCAACACACUCUUAGACCUGCUAUUUCACCCGACGCGCGGCCUCGGUCUUAAUAUGGUUAGGCAUUUAAUCGGCGCGGGCUUUAAUCCCUCACGCUCGCCUCAAAUGACGUCUUUAGGACCGCCGUUCGACGCGCGCCCGAUGCCAGGGUAUAAACCGAAGGCGGCAGGACCAUACGAUUGGGCAGCUGACUGGCGGCAGCGGCGCGUGCUGAUUGGUGCGCUGGCACGCGGAGUUGAUUCGGUAGAAGCAGUAGCUUAUUCGCCUCCGUGGUGGAUGACUAUUAGCGGGGAUGUGUCAGGCGGCCACGCCAACACCAACAACUUACGACCGAGAUAUUACGAGGCGUUUGCGGAUUAUCUAGCCACGAUAGUGGAGAAGUUUAGGAACGCGUGGAACGUUACUUUCGUGGCGAUUAGUCCGACUAACGAGCCGCUAGAGGGAUGGUGGGAGCAAGGGGGAAUACAGGAGGGGUGUAACUUCGACGCCACUGGGUUACAAAAACUGAUUCCGUUAGUUGUGCGAGCUCUCAAUAAGCGAGACCUGGUAACCCGAGUGGCGGGAUUCGACAGUCUAGUAGACUCCACGAUUCGUUACAAGCGGUUUUGGAGUGCUGCUAAGCAGCAAUCGCUACAGCCGUUGAGGCAUCUUAGCGUUCACGGGGGCCUACAGAAGGAGGUUUGGGUUACCGAAGCUGGGCCUCUUUUCAUGAAGGGGGGAGCGGACAUUGAUAUUGCCGUGCACAUGGCACGGACCAUCAUCCAAUCAGUGAAUAUCAUGGGCGCAUCCGCUUGGAUUUUCUGGCAAGCAGUGGGAAACACUCGUACAUGGGCCUUUCUUAUUAUUCCUAUGGUUGGGAUCAAAAGUGCGGAGCUUCCACCUUUCUCGGUGGACUAUUCGAAGAAGUAUUUUGUAAUGAAGCAGCUUGUACAGGGGGCGCCCAAGGGGAGCAAGCCGUUACAGGUUACCACUGCGCAGGGGUGUCAUCAUUGUGUGGCUGCAUUCUACUCUGCCGCCCGGCGCCAGCUGGCGGUGUUUGUGGCCAAUCAAGACGGGGACGAUUAUCCCAUGUCAUUGGCCAUUGAUUCUUUCGCAGCAGAGAAUUCUGCUGCUCCUGUACAAGUCAAGAUGUACAGGACAGCUUAUAACGAGGAUAUGGAGCCCACGUUUGCCCAGGCAUAUGAUUCAAUGCCGAAGAGUAUUAGAGUGGUGGCUCGCUCCCUGACAGCCAAUCGAGCCUGGUCCAAUCCGAUGGCGGACAUUUCUCGUCAGCCUGACUCCGCAGCUCAGCCGUUGGAUCCCGUCCUCGUGGAGAGAGCGCUCUUCUUCCGGCCAGAGGAGCGGGGGAAAGCGGAGAUUGCGGAAGGCGCAAAAACCGCUGCGGAGCACCUGCAGCAACAGCAGGGGCAGCAAGGCGCGCAGAAUUACCCUUCAGAUGCGCGUGACGUGGCGCAUAGGGACGGUGCAUGGUCAUUUCGUUUGACUCACAGCAGUGACGCGGGUAGAACAACCGAGGAGGCUGAGCGGGGAGGCACGGGAGCGGAUUUAGGCGUGCAAUUGAGAUUAAUCAACGUGAGGCCGACCAGGAGCAGAAGCACCCCCCGUACUAGCUGGGAGCGGCAUGAGCGCUCAAACCUCGACUCGUCGUCUUUCCUGGACAGCGCGUCCCCGUUUGGAGCCGCUUCGGUAGCAGCAACGGAGCCUGGAGACUCGCUGGCCGUGUACCGACGAGCGGUGGCUAAACUGGUGGCGUUUGGGUUUAACGGCAAGGAGAUUAACGACCAUGCGCGCCGCCUCAUCGCCAUGGGUGCAGGCGGCGUCGUUCUCUUCUCUCGAAACUUCUCAGACCCCCGCCAGCUGGCCUCCCUCUGCGCCGAUCUCAAGCGGGCGGCGUUCCCUCGGCGUCUUCUCAUCAUGGUGGACCAGGAGGGCGGCAGAGUCACGCGCCUCGGCCCGCCCUUCACCUGCAUCCCCGCCGCCCGCACCAUCGGCUUUUCCCGAAACCCUAAUCUUGCCCGGGCUGCUGGGCGCGUUUUAGGCCGCGAGUUAAGAUCAGUGCAUAUAGAUAUCGACUUAGCUCCUGUGUUAGAUGUGGAUACUAACCCUGACAAUCCAGUUAUAGGAGCCCGGUCGUUUAGUCGGGAUCCGGGUGUUGUUUCCCAAAUGGGGUACGAGCUUAUAAGGGGUAUGCAGGGGGAGGGGGUCGCAGCAUGUGUGAAGCACUACCCGGGGCACGGGGAUACAUUGGUGGAUAGCCACCUGGCGCUUCCUUAUUCGUCGCACGAUCUGAGCCGUCUGGAAUCUGUGGAGCUGGUGCCGUUUGCGCGGGCGGCAGUGGAUGCUGACGUGGCAGCGGUGAUGGUCGCGCACGUGGCAGUGCCUGCACUUACCACGUGGCAGCCUCCUCCUUCUAUGGAAUAUCUCCCAGAGAGUGUGAAACGUGUCAUCAGUCCACGGUGGGAGCUGUUUUCCCCCUACAGGAGGCGGAAGCAGUGGGACGAGGCGAGGAGAGAAGCAGAAGCAACCUUGGGAUUGUCGCGAUCCCUCUCUGAAUCUGACCUGAGGGCUUCUAACAAUGCUGGUAGUGGAAGGAGGAACAAUGACAGCAGCAGAAGCAGCAGUAACAGUAGGGUUACCACCAGCACUGACACAGUAAAAUCCCACACAUCACCAUCAACCACGCAACAGCAGGCACACCAGCAGCAGCCUACCCCUCCCACCAACCACCCUGGCCCUUCCCCCAACCCCUCCCCACUGACCGCCUUCGGCUCUUCUCUCCCUGCUACUCUUUCUCCCGGCGCCCUCUCUUACCUUCGCAUGGAGAUUGGUUUCGAAGGCGCCGUGUUAUCGGAUUGCCUCGAAAUGGGGGCGAUAGUGAAGCAUGUGGGCGUGGGAGAGGCAGCAGUGCUGGCUGUAGCAGCAGGGGUGGAUAUAGUAUUGGUUUGUCACACAGAGAGCAGGCAGGCAGAAGCUGUAGAUGCCCUGGCGCACGCGCUACAGUCCGGGCGGCUCUCGGUGAAAAGAUUUCGGGCAGCUUCCCGGGCAGUUGAUGCGCUGGCGCGAACGUUUUGGCGGCCGCCCCCCCCGGAGGGGAGUGAGGUGGAGGAGAGGUAUUGGGAGGAGGAACAGCGGGUGGUGGGGUGCAAGGAGCAUAGAGAGGUAGUGGCUGAGAUUGAACAUGAGGCCUUGGCAAGGGGAGAAGGGGAUGAUUGGGAGGGGAAUGAGAGGAAGGAGGGUGGUAGGAGAUGUACCAUAUCGUAG